AUGAAUACGUUCUCAUCGUUGCCGCAAAUAAACAAAAGAAGAUUUGAUUUUGGAGUAGAUGUAGAAGCCUUUAGAAUUAUUGACAGACAACACAACCAAGGCAGCAUCGAAGAAUCGAUGGAUGAAGACACGGGGAGUAAAAGACGACGGCGACUUCUCGAUGACGAGAGGCGCGAUGAAGCCGACCAGCGUUGUCGAGUCUACACCGGGUCACAUAAUCUUCACCAGCCCAUAGAAGAAAAUAAUAUUCUUCCGAGGACGCAUUCUGCUUUAAAUUCUUUACCCAGCUGGUCCCGCGAUGGAAAUUCAAUUAAUAGCGAAGAUAACGAAGAUAAUAACGAUUUCGAUACUUUGUUCCUUGACAAGCGAUCAGAUAAAAUGUUACCGUCAUCACCGUCACAAUCUUCAGAUACUACGGAUGGCUCACAAAGAAGUUUCGAUUUGCACAACCAAAUCGGCGAACGAGAAGCUAAUGAUAACGACAACGUCGGAUCUAGUAAUGUCGUCUUAGAGAAAAUGGAAACUCACAGUAACGAUGACGGUCUAAGGGAUAGUAAAACGAGUAAUAAUUACGAUGGAAAUAACUUCGAUGAUCUCGCCGAUUCUUCUUCUAAUGAACUUGAAAUCGACAUGUCCGACAGAAACGAUGAUAGAUACGAAGACGAAAGGGAAGCUAAGUCUAAGCGGAAAGAGAUUAUGUCUGUCAAUAAGCAGACGCUUUACAACGUUUACAAAGCGGCCACGGCUGCCUUGCCGUAUUCCACACAGUCUGCUUUUAAGCCUCCCGCGGAGGUGAAGCAUAAGAUUCCUACGACGUCUUUUCCGAGUGAGCCGUUCGGCGGAUACUCCAAUGAUCACGAGAAGAACUCGAAAGUUUCUAAACAAUACACGAUCUUACAACCGGCCGGGUUAGGCUCCCGCGCCGCCACAGCGCUGCACGAGGCUCGGACCGUGCCAUCGGCGCAACCCACGCGCGAUUCGCGCCCGCUCAAUGCACUCUCUCCGCCGGCCUCCAGAGAAGGCAACAAGUGUCCGACUCCCGGUUGCAAUGGGCAGGGCCACGUCACCGGCCUUUACUCGCAUCACCGAAGUCUGUCAGGAUGUCCAAGAAAGGAUAAAGUUACACCAGAGAUACUGGCGUUGCACGAGACAAUCUUAAAGUGCCCGACGCCGGGUUGCAACGGUCGCGGCCACGUUAGCUCGAAUCGAAGCACGCACAGGUCUCUAUCUGGUUGCCCUGCCGCAGCCGCAAGGAAAGCUGCUGCCAGGACCCAACGUGCUAGGCCUAUUGUUUUAUCAGCACCAGUUCCAUCAAUAUCUGCCCCGAGUGCGACAAUUGACACCGGAAGCACGGCACAAAAACGUGAGCCGGAAGCAGCGGCAUCGCCGCAAAGUCCAGUCGUGAAACGGGAAGCCCCCGAGCUGCUGGUCCCAAAGCGAGAGGCCGCCGAGCCCGAGCGCGAAUCUCCCGCCAUGGAGACGCGCCACGCCGGCUACGGCGCGCCGCCGGAUCAGCGUUCGCCAUAUGAGCGGCCGCCAGAUGAUCAUGUCAGGUCAUAUAGCCAAAUGAAUGAGACACGGUACGGCUACGAAGCUCGAUGUUACGAAGGUGCCACGGCGUUCGAACGGUACGACCCUCAAUGUCCGCAGCGGCCCUACGGCUGGGAGGAAGAACGGUACCACGACCCACACUUACCCACUCCGAUGAAAACGGAUCAAUCGGAACAGGAUGCCAGCUCCGGACCCAUUUAUCCUAGACCGAUGUACCACUACGAGGCGGGUGGCGGGGUAGUGGGCGGUGUGGGAGCGAUGGCCGGCGUCCCGACGGGUUUCUCCGCGAUCAAUCUCUCCGUGAAGAUAGCCGCGGCGCAGGCGCAGCGUCCACGGAGCCCGACGCCCAGAGACCCCCGCGAUCCCCGCCCGGCUAUAGACCUGUCCUCGUCUAGUGGCAGUCCACAGGGUCCCUACGCGUCCCCGGUGUACAGUAGCGCCGGUGGGGCGCGAGGCAGCCCGCAGCCGGGCGCUUCGCCUCAGCUCACCGCCAGCCCUCAGGUGCCCAGCCCGCAGGGCCAGACCCUCGACCUUAGCGUCACCCGUUUACCACAUAGUAGAGCGUUCCCCGGCGGUGUAACGUAUAGUCGGGAAUCUACACCAGACAGUGGCGGAAGCCAUCCUUACCUAGAGGCAUAUCAUCGAGAUACGGCGGGCUACGGAGGCGUGAGUCCACACCCAGUCGCCGGCUACGGUUUAGGUCAACCGGACUACGCGGCGGCGGCCGCAGCGGCGGGCUACGGCGGCUACCAGUACCAGUGUGGAGCAUACCCGCCGCCGCCUGCCUAUCCGCCACACGCGCCGCCCUACUCACCGCCCUGCUAUAUGCCACCGCCUCACGCACCACAUGACAAACCUAAGGACAGCAGUUUGUAUAUGUGCAGUCUAUCUGGAUGUCCGCGCGCCGACCGAUCUCAACUCCAGCCCCAUUCACAAGAGCUGAAGUGCCCGACGCCAGGUUGCGAUGGGUCAGGUCACGUCACAGGGAACUACUCCUCACACCGAUCCCUGUCCGGCUGUCCCAGGGCAAACAAACCCAAGAGCAAACCCCGAGAUGGACAAGAUUCAGAACCACUCAGAUGUCCCAUUCCGGGUUGUGAUGGAUCUGGACAUGCUACAGGGAAAUUUUUAUCACAUAGAAGUGCAUCCGGGUGCCCGAUAGCGAAUCGAAACAAAAUGCGGGUGCUCGAAAGUGGCGGGACAGUUGAACAACACAAGGCGGCAGUGGCAGCCGCCGCUUCGGCGAUCAAAUUCGAUGGAGUGAAUUGCCCGACACCCGGUUGUGACGGGUCCGGACAUAUAAACGGGUCUUUUCUGACACAUCGCUCGCUGUCAGGGUGUCCGGUAGCCGGCGCCACGACGCCCACGCCUCAACCCAAAAAGGCGAAAUAUCCAGAUGAUAUUACGCCUCUUUAUCCGAAACCGUACUCAAGCAUGGACAUCAACAUGCAGACCGGCAACGGCGAGGACCUCAUGACAUUGGAACAAGAAAUUACUGAAUUACAACGAGAGAACGCCAGGGUCGAGUCGCAAAUGCUGCGGCUGAAAUCUGACAUUAACGCUAUGGAGUCACAUCUCAGCACCGGGGAAAGAGAAAACCAGUUGAUGUCGCAACGAAACAACAAUCUGAACGAGUACUACGAGAGUCUGAGAAAUAACGUAAUAACGCUGUUGGAGCACGUGAAGAUCCCCGGCGGGGGAACCGCACACGUGACGUCAUCAGGCGCCCCCGGGGCCGCACCGCCGCCCGCGCCGGGGGACAAGCCCGCCCACGACAACUUCGACUCCUACCUGACCAAACUGCAGACCCUCUGUUCCCCGGACGGGUACUGCCCCGACGAAAACCGGCCCAUCUACGAGACCGUUAAAAACGCUCUUCAAGACUUUACGGUGCUCCCGACCCCCAUUUAA
Molecule: messenger RNA, 3462 nt
Organism: Pieris macdunnoughi
Lineage: Eukaryota; Metazoa; Arthropoda; Insecta; Lepidoptera; Pieridae
Source: the annotation of a GenBank genome assembly